Spirometra erinaceieuropaei is the source of this 892-nucleotide messenger RNA. Lineage: Eukaryota; Metazoa; Platyhelminthes; Cestoda; Diphyllobothriidea; Diphyllobothriidae. The record is from the annotation of a GenBank genome assembly.
AUGGCUGAUCCCUGUGAUGACACUGAAGACGCCUCGGCCGCCUUCGGUGCAAACUCAGCCGGCACCCCGCCCAGCAUCACAAUCAUGCGAGGCAAACGUCUGGCCGUCAUGCAAAUGGACUACGACUGGAUCGACUUUGUUGGCCUCUGCAAAUCGCCCUACCUCUGUGGUGAGUGGAGUUCACACUCGUCAUCACGCAUCUCCUUGGUCUGUCCUCUGAUUUUCAUGCCGCACAUACUGUUCGCAGAUUUUUCCCUUAACGUUGACUUGAUUGCAUGCUCAGCCCUCGCACAGCUAGGAACCACUAAUUCCACCCCUUAUGUAUGCUGCAUAGGGCCUUUGCAUUUUCCUUCAAACCUAGAUCAACUCUCACUGUCGUUCAACUUAUCUGGGCCGUUAGGACACGGUACGACCACGAUCUCACUGCAGGAGCGAAACAGAUACUUGAGUCGUCACUGGUAGGUGGGCACAUUUAAAGAAGGCGAUCAGUGGCCAAUUCCGUAGCUUUGUCUCCUAUAAUCUGGGGGUUGAGAGGCUAGACAAGUCUUCAUACUGCCCGCUGAAGGCUGGCCAUACUCACGACAGAUGUUUGUUUGAAUGCAAAUUUUCCUCUUCACACAUGGAACUGAGGCCAAUUCAUUUGCGCCUUUGUCUACUACCUUGUCAUCAAGUAGGACCAGAUAAGAGGGCCCCCCAUUCAAAAACAUUUCCAGGGAGAUUCGUUGUUUCCAGGGAGGUUGGAGACUUUAUAUUCUCAAAAGACACCCUCUUAUUGAUGCUAACUUUCAAGAUGAGGGGGAUCCAUUCACGGGGAGAUUCGUACUUAUGGUCUAACGUUUUCAGUAACCAAGUUAGUUCCCACUCCUUGGCGGUUGGUGAGUCCACCUUGCAG